CCGCUGCAGCCAGCGUGCUGUGCUGAUCCGAAGCCAGGAGCCAGGUGCUUCCUCCUGGUCUCCCAUGCAGGUGCAGGGCCCAAGGACCUGGGCCAUCCUCCACUGCACUCCUGGGCCACAGCAGAGAGCUGGACUGGAAGAGGGGCAACCAGGACAGGACCCGUGCCCCAACUGGGACUAGAACCCGGUGUGUCUGCGCUGCAGGCGGAGGAUUAGCCUAUUGAGCCGUGGUGCCGGCCUGGAGCCGUUUUGACCUCAGCUCUCCUCUUACUCAGCAGUAUUAUUAAAGUGCCUCCCUCCCCCUGGUCCUCAGUUUCUCCUUGAUAGAAAGAGGGCAUUGCUUUUAUCCUGACUUUGGAGAAGAAGAGAGUUUCUGGUUCUCCUUUCGCUGGAUCUGUUUUAACUUUAGUUCAGCUGGGAUAGUCCCCAAGAUAGGAAAUGCCCCUCCCCUUCUGGGAGCCUGGGUCCAGACACUAACCCAUUCCAGGAGCUCCACAGGCAACAAACAGAAUAUCGAGGCAGAUAAACUUUCUUCCCCUGUGGACCCACAGCUUACAGAGCUGUUGUGCUGGCUUGGGAAUUUUAAUAGCUGAGACAUUUAUCUUUUAGCCUUUGAUCCAGAUACAAACAGAUUGUAACUUUGAGUCGUCAAUUGAUUCAAUGCACAGCUUUCUGUAUCCUUGGUGAGCAAAGAUUCAGGCUUGAGGGUGAGAAGAGAUUGAGGGAAGGAGGAAAUUCUAGCUGUAAAAUACCUCCUGAGAUUGCCUUGUCUGUGGUCAGGUCUCUGUGGAAUCUCUCGGGAAAGCUGAUCUUUUUUCUUCUCCCAUUUCUCCGAUGGUCUUUUUGAAAACAAAGGCCUGCCAAAGAGUUGUACCUUAAAGAGUUGUACCUUAGUGACAUGGAGGAACUAACAGUUAAUUGUCAUUAUAAAGCCUGCCUUAUAAAUAACUUCACGUUGAAUGAUGAGCUGUGAACAGAAGUGGUCAUUGCAACAUAUGAAGGAUAAUGAGAAUCACAACUGCUCCUUGUCCAGUUACUGAGUUGUUCUUACACUUAAGCCCUGAGAUGCUUCAGGUUCUUUGUAUACAUAGUUUUGUUCACUCCCUCACAUCACAGCAGGAAGUGUGAGUGGUAUCAUCUCCACUUUACAGAUAAGGAAACUAAGUCUUGGAGGAGUUAAGUAACUUGUCUACAUCAUACUGCUGUCAAGGGCCAGAUGAGAUUUGAAUAAGAAUGUGUGCCUGAUUCCAGUGCUUCUAUUUUGCUGUUACCCAUCAUACUAUCAUUAAAGCUACUUUUGACUCAUUUCACUGAUCAUUGAGCCCCUCUUCUGUGUUAGGUUUGAUGCAAGUUGCUGGAGAUGCAGCCGUGAACAGAUGAGUGCCAGAUGAGUUGUCCAGGCAAUCAGAGCUUUAGACUUUCAGAGAAGAACGUGGUAGCUUAGAGACUGGGGGGAAAGGAGUGGCGUUCAUGCAGAAUCGGGGCUUAGAGGAACAGUGCACACUUCCUGCAGCUUUAUAGGGUCCUAGAUUGGAGGGGCUUUGGGAGCUUGUUUUCUGAUAGAUCAACUUGUUAAGAAAAAAAACAGCUAGAUGUAAAACAGUCUUGAUAAUUGUAAUUAAUUUUUGUGACUGACAGUUGUCUCUCUCCCACCCCAUAGUCUUCUUAUGCAAGAUAAUGCUUACUCUGCAUCUCAUUUGUUUUCUCAGUUUCAACACUUUGCUAACACAUUUAAUUUUUGAUCUUGAUUUCCUUCAGGGCAAUGACAGGACCUAGCAAAUAUUUGUGAGCCAGAAGUGAACUCUGAUCUACUUCCUAGGCUAGAUGGCCCUGGAACUCCCCAUGUGUGGCAGACACUAUGUUCGGCAGAGGGGACAGGACCAUCUAAUGGGAGCACACACACUUGUAACCAACUAUGAUAAGGGUCUAGGGUGCUCUGGUAGAAGCCUCUCAUCCAGUAUUGGAAGAAUCAGGGAGGCUUCUGGAAGAAAUGAGGUCUAAACUGAAAGGUGAAUGAACUAUGGAGAAGAAGGAAAGACUUUGCUAGACAGAGUGGACCUCCUGUUCAAAAACUAAGCGGUGAGAGGGGACACAGGAUGGUCAAGGAAGUGAAAGUGCAGUGUGUGUGUGUGUGUGUGUGUGUGUGUGUGUGUGUGUGAGAGAGAGAGAGAGAGAGAGACGCACACGCCCUUGCCUGUCUGUAUGAAGCAGAUGAACUGGCUGUGAGUUCUACCCAGCAAAUUGGUGCCAAAUGCUAUGUUCUAUGGGACAGGCAGAUUGCCUGUUAAGCACAAUAAAUCCUUGUUGAAAAAACUGAGACACCAGUGGCUGAAAUGGGAUCUGGACCCAGGUUUUAUAAAUAAUUAAUGUUUUACUCUCAACUCAUUGUGAGAACUCUGGACCAGUUCCAAAUCAGCCUUGGACAGUGAGUGACCUAGUGUGUCCUCAUGGGCCACCUAGGACAGAAAUCAGUUUUGAGAGCUGUGAGAUUUUCAGAGCUCAAGGGGCAGAGCUCCAACAGAGGCAGAAAUACCCAACUCACAAAUUUCUGCCCAUGGAGCUCUGCUGACUUGGUAGCCUUACCACAAAAGGGACAGCACGCCUUGUUCCAGGUUUAUUUGUGGAUGCAAGGAACCUGACAGAGCUCUGUGGAGGUAAAGUCCUGGGCCAGCUGAACCCCAAGCCAUUGGCAAGCUCCAUCUCUUCCCAGCCCGGGAUGAGCGAAAAUGUACCCGCUUCCUUGGAGAGCAGCGGCAGCCCCAGCCCCGCUAGCUGUACCUCCUCUGCCAUCCCCCAGCCCGGUGUGGCCUCCAAGCCGUGGCGCAGCAAGUCCCUCAGCGUGAAGCACAGCGCCACAUCGUCCAUGCUCUCGGUCAAGCCGUCCGGGCCCGAGGUCCCCAGGCCCACGCCCGAGGCCGUGAAGCCAGCCCCCAACAAUCAGAAAUCCAUGCUGGAAAAGCUAAAGCUUUUCAACAGUAAAGGGGCUUCCAAGGCAGGCGAGGGCCCGGGCUCCCGGGACACGAGCUGUGAGCGCCUGGAGAUCCUGCCCAGCUUUGAAGAGAGCGCAGAGCUGGAGGCUGCUGGCCGCGCGCUCUCGGCCGCGGGCCCCGCGUCCAGCAGCCCCAAGAUUGCUCUCAAGGGCAUCGCCCAGAGGACUUUCAGCCGGGCGCUGACCAACAAGAAGAGUUCCCCGAAAGGCAAUGAGAAAGAGAAAGAGAAGCAGCAGCGGGAGAAGGAGAAGGAGAAGGAGAAAGGCAGGGACCUCACCAAGAGGGCGUCUGUGACCGAGAGGCCGGACUUCCGGGAGGAGCCCAGGGAGGAGCCCAGCGGUGCGGUCGUGACCGAGAUGCCGAAAAAGUCCUCCAAGAUCGCCAGCUUUAUCCCCAAAGGGGGCAAGCUCAGCAGUGCCAAGAAGGAGGCCACGGCCUCUUCCCACAGUGGGAUACCAAAACCGGGGAUGAAGAGCACACCCGGCAAGUCCCCAAGUGCCCCUGCGCCGUCCAAGGAAGGGGAGCGCAGCCGCAGCGGGAAGCCGAACUCGGGGCUCCCGCCGCCCAAGCCCCAGCUGGACGGCAGACACUCCAGCUCCUCCUCCAGCCUGGCCUCCUCGGAGGGCAAAGGCCCGGGAGGGACCCCGCUGAACCACAGCAUCAGCAGCCAGACUGUCAGCGGGUCCGUCGGGACCACCCAGACCACGGGAAGCAAUACUGUCAGUGUUCAGCUACCUCAGCCCCAGCAGCAAUACAGCCACCCCAACACUGCCACAGUCGCGCCUUUCCUGUACAGGUCCCAGACGGACACCGAAGGGAAUGUGACUGCCGAGUCCAGCUCAGCGGGUGUGAGCCUGGAGCCCAGCCACUACACCAAGAGUGGACAGCCUGCCCUGGAAGAGCUCACGGGGGAAGACCCCGAGGCUCGGCGGCUGCGGACAGUGAAGAACAUCGCUGACCUGCGGCAGAAUUUGGAGGAGACCAUGUCCAGUUUACGGGGAACUCAGGUUACACACAGCACAUUGGAAACCACAUUUGACACCAACGUGACCACGGAGAUAAGCGGCCGUAGCAUCCUCAGCUUGACGGGGAGGCCCACUCCUCUGUCCUGGAGACUUGGCCAGUCCAGCCCUCGGCUCCAAGCAGGAGACGCCCCCUCGAUGGGCAGUGGGUACCCACCUCGGGCCAACGCCAGCCGGUUCAUCAACACCGAGUCAGGCCGCUGCGCGUACUCUGCGCCACUGAGAAGGCAGCUGGCGUCCAGGGGCAGCAGCAUCUGCCACGUGGACGUGUCCGACAAGGCGGGGGAGGACAUGGACCUGGAAGGCAUCAGCGUGGACGCCCCCGGCUAUAUGAGCGACGGGGAUGUUCUGAGCAAGAACAUCCGGACUGAUGACAUUACGAGCGGGUACAUGACCGAUGGUGGGCUCGGCCUGUACACACGGCGCCUGAACCGGCUGCCUGAUGGGAUGGCUGUGGUGCGGGAGACACUGCAACGAAACACCUCCCUGGGCCUUGGAGAUGCAGACAGCUGGGAUGACAGCAGCUCCGUGAGCAGCGGCAUCAGCGACACCAUAGACAACCUCAGCACCGAUGACAUCAACACCAGCUCCUCCAUCAGCUCCUACGCCAACACGCCCGCCUCCUCUCGCAGAAACCUGGACGUGCAGACGGAUGCAGAGAAGCACUCCCAGGUGGAGAGGAACUCGCUGUGGUCAGGUGAUGACGUCAAGAAAUCAGACGGAGGGUCAGACAGCGGCAUAAAGAUGGAGCCAGCUUCCAAGUGGAGGCGCAAUCCUUCCGACGUGUCCGACGAGUCUGACAAGAGCACGUCGGGCAAGAAGAAUCCCGUCAUCUCGCAGACGGGCUCGUGGCGGAGGGGCAUGAGCGCACAGGUGGGCAUCACCAUGCCGAGGACGAAGCCGGCUGCCCCAGCGGGCACGCUGAAGACCCCAGGCACAGGGAAAACGGACGACGCAAAGGUGUCUGAGAAAGGAAGACUCUCGCCCAAAGCCUCGCAGGUGAAGCGCUCCCCAUCAGACGCCGGUCGCAGCAGCGGCGAUGAAUCCAAAAAGCCCCUUGCCAGCAGCUCCAGGACGCCCACCGCCAACGCCAACAGCUUUGGGUUCAAGAAGCAGAGCGGCUCAGCCGCUGGGCUGGCCGUGAUCACAGCCAGCGGGGCCACUGUCACCAGCAGGUCAGCCACGCUGGGCAAAAUCCCCAAGUCUUCCGCGCUGGUGGGUCGAUCUGCUGGCCGGAAGGCGAGCAUGGAUGGGGCCCCGAAUCAGGACGACGGGUAUCUGUCCCUCAGCUCCCGGACAAACCUGCAGUACCGGAGCCUGCCCAGGCCCAGUAAAUCCAACAGCCGCAACGGGGCCGGGAACCGAUCUAGUACCAGCAGCAUCGAUUCCAACAUCAGCAGCAAGUCGGCAGGCCUGCCCGUGCCCAGGCUGAGGGAGCCCUCCAAGACGGCCCUCGGCAGCUCUCUGCCCGGCCUCGUCAACCAGACGGACAAGGAGAAAGGCAUCUCGUCAGACAACGAGAGCGUCGCCUCCUGUAACUCGGUGAAAGUGAACCCAGCAGCCCAGCCCGUGUCCGGCUCAGCUCAGGCCACUCUGCAGCCAGGGGCCAAAUACCCAGAUGUGGCCUCUCCCACGCUCCGCAGACUCUUCGGUGGGAAGCCUACCAAGCAAGGGCCCAUCGCCACGGCUGAAAACAUGAAAAACUCGGUGGUCAUCUCGAACCCUCACGCCACCAUGACCCAGCACGGCUCCCUGGACUCUCCCUCGGGCAGCGGCGUCCUGAGCAGCGGCGGCAGCAGCCCUCUGUACAGCAAGAACAUGGACCUCAACCAGUCUCCUCUAGCCUCCAGCCCCAGCUCCGCCCACUCGGGCCCCUCCAACAGCCUCACGUGGGGCACCAGCGCCAGCAGCUCCUCGGCCGUCAGCAAGGACGGCCUGGGCUUCCAGUCCGUCAGCAGCCUCCACACCAGCUGUGAGUCCAUUGACAUCUCCCUCGGCAGCGGAGGGGGCCUGAGCCACAACUCCUCCACGGGCCUGCUCAGCUCCUCCAAGGACGACUCCUUGACUCCCUUUGUCAGAACCAACAGUGUGAAGACCACACUGUCAGAAAGCCCUCUCUCUUCCCCUGCUGCUAGCCCUAAGUUCUGCAGAAGUACCUUGCCCAGGAAACAGGACAGUGACCCGCACCUUGAUAGGAACACUUUGCCUAAGAAAGGACUCAGGUAUACUCCCGCCUCCCAGCUUCGCACACAAGAAGACGCAAAAGAAUGGUUACGGUCCCACUCUGCUGGAGGCCUCCAGGACACUGCUGCCAAUUCCCCUUUCUCCUCCGGCUCCAGUGUGACUUCUCCCUCCGGAACGAGAUUCAACUUUUCCCAGCUCGCAAGCCCCACCACUGUCACCCAGAUGAGCUUGUCCAACCCAACCAUGCUGAGGACACACAGCCUCUCCAAUGCUGACGGGCAGUACGACCCAUAUACCGACAGCCGCUUCCGAAACAGCUCCAUGUCCUUGGACGAGAAGAGCAGAACCAUGAGCCGUUCAGGCUCAUUCCGAGAUGGGUUUGAAGAAGUUCACGGAUCCUCGCUCUCCUUGGUUUCCAGCACAUCAUCCAUUUAUUCUACGCCGGAAGAAAAGUGCCAGUCGGAGAUUCGCAAACUUCGGCGGGAGCUGGAUGCCUCCCAAGAGAAGGUGUCAGCAUUGACGACGCAGCUGACGGCAAAUGCCCACCUGGUGGCAGCUUUUGAACAGAGUCUGGGGAACAUGACAAUCAGGCUCCAGAGUUUGACCAUGACAGCCGAGCAGAAGGAUUCAGAACUGAAUGAGUUAAGGAAAACUAUCGAGCUGCUGAAGAAACAGAACGCAGCUGCCCAGGCUGCCAUUAAUGGAGUAAUUAACACACCAGAGCUCAACUGCAAAGGAAACGGCGCCUCCCAGGCUUCAGACCUCCGCAUUCGCAGGCAGCACUCCUCCGACAGCGUCUCCAGCAUCAACAGCGCCACCAGCCACUCCAGUGUGGGCAGCAACAUAGAGAGUGACUCCAAGAAAAAGAAGAGAAAGAACUGGUUACGCAGCUCCUUCAAGCAAGCUUUCGGGAAGAAGAAGUCCCCCAAGUCGGCAUCCUCGCAUUCAGACAUAGAGGAGAUGACGGACUCAUCACUGCCUUCCUCGCCGAAGCUGCCACACAACGGCACCACGGGCUCCACUCCACUGCUGCGGAACUCCCACUCCAACUCCCUAAUUUCAGAGUGCAUGGACAGUGAGGCCGAGACAGUCAUGCAGCUCCGGAACGAGCUGAGAGACAAGGAGAUGAAGCUGACAGACAUCCGCCUAGAAGCCCUCAGCUCCGCCCACCAGCUCGACCAGCUCCGGGAGGCCAUGAACAGGAUGCAGAGUGAAAUAGAGAAGCUGAAGGCUGAGAAUGACCGGCUGAAGUCCGAGUCUCAAGGCAGUGGCUGCAGCCGGGCCCCCUCCCAGGUGUCCAUCUCUGCCUCCCCGAGGCAGUCCAUGGGCCUCUCCCAACACAGCCUGAACCUCACUGAGUCAACCAGCCUGGACGUGUUGCUGGAUGACACUGGUGAAUGCUCGGCUCGGAAGGAAGGAGGCAGGCAUGUUAAGAUAGUUGUCAGCUUUCAGGAGGCAAUGAAGUGGAAGGAGGACUCCAGACCACACCUCUUUCUUAUUGGCUGCAUUGGAGUCAGUGGCAAGACGAAGUGGGAUGUGCUCGAUGGGGUGGUUAGACGCCUGUUCAAAGAGUACAUCAUUCACGUGGACCCGGUGAGUCAGCUAGGGCUGAAUUCAGACAGUGUCCUGGGCUAUAGCAUUGGUGAAGUCAAGCGCAGCAACACUUCGGAAACGCCAGAGCUGCUCCCCUGUGGCUAUCUGGUUGGCGAGAACACCACCAUCUCCGUCACUGUCAAAGGCCUGGCAGAGAACAGCCUGGACUCGCUGGUGUUUGAGUCCUUGAUCCCCAAGCCCAUCCUGCAGCGCUACGUGUCCCUGCUGACGGAGCACCGGCGGAUCAUCCUCUCCGGCCCCAGCGGCACCGGGAAAACCUACCUGGCCAACCGACUGUCCGAGUACAUGGUGCUGCGCGAGGGCCGGGAGCUGACGGAUGGGGUCAUCGCCACCUUUAACGUGGACCACAAGUCCAGCAAGGAGCUGCGCCAGUACCUGUCCAACCUGGCCGAUCAGUGCAACAGCGAGAACAACGCCGUGGACAUGCCGCUCGUCAUCAUCCUGGACAACCUGCAUCACGUCGGCUCUCUGGGCGAGAUCUUCAACGGGCUGCUCAACUGCAAGUACCACAAAUGCCCUUACAUCAUUGGCACAAUGAACCAGGCUACCUCUUCUACCCCCAACCUACAGCUUCAUCAUAACUUCAGGUGGGUGCUCUGUGCCAACCACACGGAGCCCGUGAAAGGUUUCCUGGGCCGGUUUCUGAGGAGGAAGCUCAUGGAGACAGAGAUCAGCGGGCGGGUGCGGAACGUGGAGCUGGUCAGGAUCAUCGACUGGAUCCCCAAGGUCUGGCAUCACCUCAACCGCUUCCUGGAGGCGCACAGCUCCUCCGACGUCACCAUCGGGCCCAGGCUCUUCCUGUCAUGCCCCAUCGACGUGGACGGCUCACGGGUGUGGUUCACCGACCUGUGGAACUACUCCAUCAUCCCCUACCUCCUGGAAGCCGUGCGAGAGGGACUCCAGCUGUAUGGAAGGCGCACUCCCUGGGAGGAUCCCGCCAAGUGGGUGAUGGACACGUACCCGUGGGCUGCCAGCCCGCAGCAGCACGAGUGGCCUCCCCUGCUGCAGCUCCGGCCUGAGGACGUCGGCUUCGAUGGCUACUCCAUGCCUCGGGAGGGCUCAGCAAGCAAACAAGUGCCCCCCAGCGACGCCGAAGGAGACCCGCUGAUGAACAUGCUGAUGAGGCUGCAGGAGGCCGCCAACUACUCCAGCCCCCAGAGCUACGACAGCGACUCCAACAGCAACAGCCAUCAGGACGACAUCCUGGACUCGUCCCUCGAGUCCACUCUGUGACGGGCUCGGCUCUGGAGCCUGCCGUCUCCUCUCCUCUCCUCCUCGCCCUGCCCCACCUGCAUCCCCCACGUUAUCCUGAAGAUGACUUCCUGAGCCAGCCCCCCAGCCGCAGCCUCGGAGCUGCAGGAUCCCUGGACCCCUCGUCCUCCUGCCUCGCUCACGUGCAGGCGUCCCGGGCGGGCCGGCCGCCUGGGGCCCGCUUGCUUCCACAGCGAGGACUGCACUACUUUCUGUUCUCCUCCAGUUAUUAUUUUGCCUUGUUGCUGUGAGCGCCCUAAGACACUGAGGAUGCUACUCGGGAAGGGGCCGUCCCCGCUGAGCUGGAAAGAACCCACCCGAAGCUCUGAAAUCGAACCGCACCCUGCCGUGAGCUGCCCAGAGAUGGGAGAGGCUGGGGCAAAGUUGGAAAUGGAGGCGGCACGGCUCCUCUCACUUCAGACCCUGGGGUCUCGCUGCCGGCGCUGCACCCAGCCGGCCUCAGAGAGAUCUGGUGCUAACCCGGGCGCUUGCUUUGGUCUCGCUCAGUGUACUACAGAGCUGCGAUGCAGGAAACCCUUAGGAGAAGAGAAAUCGUGCUUUUUGUUUUUUGUUUUGUUUUGUUUUUAUUUUUCACUUUUUUUUAAAUGGUGCUCUCCUUGCUCGAGAGGUAUUUUGCCUGUUCCAGUUCAGCCCUUUGCAGGCCCCUGAGCCUCCGAUUACCCCGUGAGAGUGAGUGGAGGAGUGAGAAUGUGGGCGGCAGGUGCUGCCGCCCACGCAGACCCGCAUGUGUGUUUCCCUAUCAUGUCGCGAUG
Messenger RNA from Oryctolagus cuniculus (rabbit), 9834 nucleotides. The record is from RefSeq and is a predicted model, not a curated record. Lineage: Eukaryota; Metazoa; Chordata; Mammalia; Lagomorpha; Leporidae.